This is a messenger RNA of Ectocarpus sp. CCAP 1310/34, 253 nucleotides long. The record is from the annotation of a GenBank genome assembly. NCBI's taxonomy places the organism in Eukaryota, Phaeophyceae, Ectocarpales, Ectocarpaceae.
GGUGUUGGCCAUUUGGUACAGCAUGCAGAUGCUAGAAAGCGCUGGGCAGAUAUUUGAAGGUGAAGAACAACGAUCGGAACGAGGUCAUUUCCUGUGCCGCGUGGCCCGGCAGGUUUUGAACCCUGCGUACGACUACAUCCCACCCAACCUCGUCGAUCUCUACAUCACCAACAUGGGGGGCUUGCAACCGUCGUACAUCUACAGGCUGUUGGCGGAGUACUACCACAGGGAUGAGCUGAUCAUCUCCCCUUGA